Cervus elaphus (red deer) is the source of this 957-nucleotide messenger RNA. Its product is annotated as olfactory receptor 5F1-like. Bases 1 to 957 code for a protein of 318 amino acids. Gene Ontology annotation, molecular function: olfactory receptor activity; odorant binding; G protein-coupled receptor activity. Gene Ontology annotation, cellular component: membrane. The transcript has a single exon. Gene Ontology annotation, biological process: G protein-coupled receptor signaling pathway; sensory perception of smell. Lineage: Eukaryota; Metazoa; Chordata; Mammalia; Artiodactyla; Cervidae. The record is from RefSeq and is a predicted model, not a curated record.
AUGGCCAGAAAAAAUUAUACUUCACUGACGGAGUUCAUUCUUUUGGGAUUAACAGACACAUUGGAGCUACAGGUUAUCCUCUUUUGCCUUUUUUCUAUGAUUUAUAUGCUUACAUUUGUGGGGAAUGUUGGGAUGAUCCUCUUAAUCAGAAUGGAUUUCCGACUUCACACACCCAUGUAUUUCUUCCUGGCUAACCUGUCCUUUGUGGAUGUUUGUUAUUCAUCCACCAUCACCCCAAAGAUGCUGGUAGAUUUAUUAUCAGAGAAGAAGUCCAUCUCCUUUGCUGGCUGCUUUUUGCAGAUGUACUUCUUUAUAGCCUUGGCCACAACUGAAUGCAUCCUUUUUGGGUUAAUGGCCUAUGACCGCUAUGUGGCCAUAUGCAACCCUCUCCUUUACCCCUUGAUCAUGUCCAGGAUGGUCUGCCUGAAAAUGGCCACAGGGGCUUUUACAGCGGGCCUGGUGAACUCCAUGGUAAACACCAGUUAUGUAAGCAGCUUGCCAUUCUGCAGUUCCAAUGUCAUCCAUCACUUCUUCUGUGACAGCCCCCCACUUUUUAAGCUCUCCUGUUCUGACACACACCUGCAAGAAAGCAUCUUUUCCACAUUCGCUGGUGUGAAUAUGGUUGGGGCUCUGCUGGUGAUUCUCACCUCCUACUGCUACAUUCUCUUCUCCAUCUUCCGUGUGCAUGCAGGGGCGGGGAGGCGCAAGGCGUCCUCCACGUGUGCGUCUCACCUGACAGCCGUCAUCCUGUUCUAUUCCACCUCCAUCUACACUUAUCUGAGACCUACUUCCAGCUACUCUUUGAAUCAGGACAAAGUGGCUUCUGUGUUCUACACAGCGGUGAUCCCCAUGUUGAAUCCUCUGAUAUACAGCCUCCGGAAUAAGGAAGUAAAGAAGGCUUUAUGGAAUGUGAUUACUAGGAAAAUAGUCCCUCUAUUUCUAGGAUUGUUGCCUUAA